Molecule: messenger RNA, 1713 nt
Organism: Tremella mesenterica DSM 1558
Lineage: Eukaryota; Fungi; Basidiomycota; Tremellomycetes; Tremellales; Tremellaceae
Exons: 11
Coding region: 1-1713 (570 amino acids)
Biological process (GO): microtubule-based movement
Molecular function (GO): ATP binding; microtubule binding; microtubule motor activity
Source: RefSeq, a predicted model, not a curated record
AUGCACCCUGCGCUUUGCUUAGGAGAGGUAAGUAUCGUUGCUUAUUGGUUUUGGUCCGGGAGGGAAAUUCACCUCUCGGAGGGUUGUUCGGGUCUUUCACCUAGUCCCGGAGGGGAAGUCACCUCUCGGAAUUCGAGUCAGUCUUUUGAUGUGGUCCGGGAGGGAAAUCGCUCCUUCGGAGUUGUCAUUUGGUCUUUUCAAGUGAUCCCGGAGGGGAGCUCGCCUCUCGGAAUUCGAUUACGUCGUUUGAUCUUGCUAGCUCUCAAGAACGUCAAAAAGAGCGGUCAUAUUCCGUGCCGAGAUUCGAAGCUCACGCAUCUACUUGAAAACGCCCUAGGCGGAAAUUCAAACAUUUGCGUCAUCUGCACGCUGUCCGCAGAAGAAGAGCACGCCUCAGAAACAUUGGAGACGCUCAAAUUCGCCGGAACUUGCUCUCAGGUCGAGACACAGGCCAAGAAGAAUAUCCUCUUAUCGUCCGAUAGGGCCCUCAUCAAGGCGAAAGAUAAGGAAAUUGAGGUUCUCAAACGUCGGCUUCAGGUACUCGCAGACGAUCGUCCGACUACCCCACAUCCUGGACAGAUAGCCGAUCUAGCCGACUCGGUCGCCGCUAUGGAGGCGACCUCUAUCGACCCAACGAGGUCAUCCCCGGACCGUGUCCUCCCCGCCGAGAUCGGAUGGGUCGACGGCGGGAUAGCGGAGCUUGCGUGGGCCGAAUCGAUCGCGUCGACAGGAUCACCAGCCGGAACAGGAACAGGAACCAACAAGCGCAGACAGCGUGAUAGAGUGCUGCCGAGUCAUGAGGACAGGUUCCGUCUGGUUUCUCGUUGGACGGAGGAAUGGGAUGGACGAGGUCGUUUGAGUGAGUUUCAUACUCGAUGUGAUGAGAGGUUGAAAAUUAUGAACAUCAAAGGAAAACUCUCAUCGGCAUCUUUCUGGAGACUAUACAACGACCUACUAUCACCUCUCCUAUCUCCUUCAUCCCGUCUCCGGCUCCGUCUCACUCGUUCGAGAAUCCAUCCGACUGCCGGGAUCAGGGUGGGUGUGGUACCGAAAACGAAUCCGCUGGAGGAGGGUCAAACCAGAGUCACAGUCGACGGAUCGGAGCUUUCGAACGCAAGGGACGGAAGUGCGACAGAGGAUGAGACGUCGUUGGAGUUCAUGUCGCAACUCGGACCUCUGCUCCGGAUCGUUUGCGCCGACGAAGAGGGGGGGAACAACACGACGGAUGUCCACCUGGGGGGGGGUCCUUCUCCGGGUGUUGCUCCGUCGGUUGGAACGCGCUUCUGGGGGUCGUCUUUCCCUCGGUCUCGGUUUUGGUCAGCGAGAAACAGGGUGAAAGAGAGAGCGGGUGAGGAGGUAACCUCAACAUGGCGAGGCGUCCUUGCUUAUUGCCCCGCGACAGGAUGCAGGGCGGUUCUGGGCGUGAUGGACGGAGACGGUGUUGGUGUUGGCGUUGGUCCGUCGCACGAUGAGUUAUCCGUGCUAUGUCAACUGCUGUGUGAGGCAGCGAGUGUGUGCACAGUCUUCCCCCUACCCAACCUACCUAAACCCACCAUGACAUACGCCUUUACCCAAACGGUCGAUUUCCUCUCCCGGCUCGUCCGUUUGUCUCGCGGAGAAUCCCUGGACCAAGUCGUCCUCCCGACCGAACAGCUGGAGCCGGAGCCGGACCGCCGCGAUCGUGUGGUAGACAUCUUGUUGGCGGUCUCCUGA